GACGAAGAAUUGCCUGCUACUCACAUUGAACAGUUCAAACAUAUACGGACUUACUGAAAUAAUGGGAGAAGUGUGCGAGAAUGUCUUAAUGAGACUUGGUGCCUUUGUGAUAACCAGUAUAGAAUUAGCAGUUGUUUGGUUGGGUUAUUCUUUGAGGAGUUUUCUGAGAUAUGAAAAAAACACAGUGAAGGUUCUUGCUCCAUUUUCAUAUUGUGAUCAAAUUGAUCUUGAAAAAUGGAUUGUUGAUUCUGACACGACAAUAGCCUGUUUCUUGAUGCUGCCUAUUUUAGCAUGUUUAGGCACAUUGAUUGCGUCUAUUUGCACUUGCAAAGAAAAACACAAUGAGUGGCUCUUAUUGGGCUUGGCAUUCCUCCUAUGGUAUCCCUUCUUCAUAUACAUGUACAUUGCAAUAAUGCACUAUUUUAUUAUGAUUUGCACUGAUAUCAGAUAUUAUUUUAAUGGUAUGUUAUACAUAUUCUUGAUAUCAGCAGUCUCUACAUGUACAAUAAAAAUACUUAUUAUAUCAGUGUGUGUGGUAACAAGCAUCAGGGAUAUUAAGAAAUGUAAAUGUUCAAGCUGCACUGCAUUGUUUGUGUACUUUGCAUGGCUUGUGGCCUAUAUCCUAACUGUUGUCUUUUUUGCCCUGUCUUUGGCUAUGCCACUGAAUGAACCGACAAAACUACUGGAGAAUUGGAACAAAACUGAGCUUUACUUUGUAAAGAAAGGAGCAUUUAAUGACCAGACUGAGUACAAAGUGGCUAAUAACAUUUCCAUGGAUGCAGACUGGUACGACAGUGCUUAUAUUGUCAACAGCAGUCAAGUGCUUUAUAUUUCUGCUUUGGAGAAAUUCAAUGACAAAAAUAAAACACACUAUAUUGUAUGCGGUGGAGUGAUAAAGUUAAUGCCCAAACACUUCGAUGACAAACUGGAUUAUCAUAUUAUCACUCUUUUUCUUCAAAUAAUAAAAAGAAAGAAUCAACAUUAUUUCAUAAAACCCAUAAUACAAUACAACAUCCAGAUUGCAUCAACAACUAGAAAAACAGCAACUGGAAAAGAACCAAUAUUUAGAUACCGAAAUAUGUCAGAUAUGGGCUAUGAGUUGCAUCUUUUAGUGCAUGAGAGGAAUUCUACCUUGGGCAAAAACAAAGAUGGCAUUAUUCUCUACAGGCCGCCAUCUGACCAGUUCAGAUUGUUAAAUCGUAACUUCACUAGCUGUGACAAAAUUAAUGCGGACAAUUUAGAUCAGCUUGACUUUUCUCUAAGUGAUGAUAUUUGGUAAGCAUUAAAAAUAUGGAUUGGAUCAAGUCACACUGGGAAAAACCUUUACAAUGGUAAAGUCAGAUACUGUUGUCACAAAUGGCGGACAUAACCGUC
This is a messenger RNA of Owenia fusiformis, 1374 nucleotides long. The record is from the annotation of a GenBank genome assembly. NCBI's taxonomy places the organism in Eukaryota, Metazoa, Annelida, Polychaeta, Sabellida, Oweniidae.